GAUUCACUGCCAAACACGUUGGUUUUUAUUGUGUGAUUUUAAUUUAAGUAGAAUGCCGCCCGAUAAUCAAAUAACCAGCGACAGCGACUUGGAUUUAGUGCUGGAGGAGUUCAAGUUGCGUCAAACGCGGAGAGAUAGCACAGGCCCCAAGUACAGAUGUAGUAUUGCCGGCUGCACUGAGAGCUUUAAGCGCCUGGAUCAUUUGGAUCGCCACGAAUAUCAUCAUACUGGCAUUAAGAAGCAUGCCUGCUCGUAUGACGGCUGUGACAAAGUCUAUACCAUAUUGACGCACUUGAAACGCCAUCUGCGCAGCACACACGAGCGUCCUGGCGAUGGAGCACCACAAAAGACAGUCAAGUGCCAGCUUGAAGAGUGCAGCAAGAUGUUCACCUCUGCUUGCAACAUGCAGCGCCAUAUGCGUGAGGCCCACGAAGCGCCACGCGAGUAUGCCUGCACACACUGUGAAGCCAAGUUUAGGCAAAAGAUGAAACUGCGCCGCCAUGAGAUUACCCAGCACACACAAGCGUAUCCGUAUCGGUGCAAAAAGUGCGCACGUGGCUUUUACCAACAGUGGCAGCAAGAGAGUCAUCAACGCAGCUGCAAGCUUUAUUCGUGCCCCGCCUGUGAGCUGCAGUUUGACAAAUGGACUCUGUAUACAAAGCAUUGCCGGGAGACGCUCCAUGGCCGUGAGCGGCAUAAAUGUAAGCAGUGCGAGCGCAGCUACGACAAGCCCAGUGACUUAAGUAAGCAUGUGCUAGCCAAGCAUUCAGCUGAUGAAAAGGCUGCCUUUACUUGCAGCGAACCAGAUUGCGGCCGUAGUUAUGCAUAUGAGCGUAAUCUGCGCCAACAUAUGCUCACCACACACUCGGGUAUGCGCUUUGAGUGUCAAGCAGUAAACUGCGAUCGUUGCUUUAGCAGUGCUCAGAAUCUAAGUAAACACUUACUGCGGGAUCACACAGCUAAAGAGCGAAAAUCUAAGUCUAAGUCACCUUCAGCUACAGCUGCAGCUGUAAAAGAGAAAUCCAAUUUGCGGGAAUCAACUAAGCUGACACGCAAGCGUCGUCGCGAUGCUGGUAAGCCAGUGCGGUCGCAUUUAUCCAAGCUUGCCUGCCUAGUGCUGGAAAAGGAUGUGGACAAAGAACUACGUCUACGCCAGCCAUUGGCAUUAACAACUGUUGCGCAAGAGCUGGAGGCAGAGCUUGAUGAUAGCGUCAUGGAAGAACUGCUGACGGCAACACUUGAAUCUUAACAUAGCUGAAAACAUUCCCUCGAUAAACUCUUUUUUGUAAAUUAAAUAAUUUGUAGACAACUUGAUGUUAUAAAUG
This is a messenger RNA of Drosophila busckii, 1325 nucleotides long. RefSeq names its product zinc finger protein 85. Gene Ontology annotation, cellular component: nucleus. NCBI's taxonomy places the organism in Eukaryota, Metazoa, Arthropoda, Insecta, Diptera, Drosophilidae. The record is from RefSeq and is a predicted model, not a curated record. Gene Ontology annotation, molecular function: RNA polymerase II transcription regulatory region sequence-specific DNA binding; DNA-binding transcription factor activity, RNA polymerase II-specific. The coding region runs from base 53 to 1249 and encodes 398 amino acids. The transcript is spliced from 2 exons. Gene Ontology annotation, biological process: regulation of transcription by RNA polymerase II.